AUGAAAAAUAAAACCAUGUUGACUGAGUUUAUCCUGCUGGGUCUGACAGAUGUCCCUGAACUCCAGGCAGUGGUCUUCACCUUUCUGUUCCUUGCCUAUUUACUCAGCAUCAUCGGAAAUCUGACUAUCCUCAUCCUCACCUUGCUGGACUCCCACCUGCAGACUCUGUAUUUCUUCCUCCAGAACCUUUCUUUCUUAGAAAUGUCCUUCACAAACAUCUUCAUUCCCAGGGUCCUGAUCAGCAUCACAACAGGGAAUAAGAGUAUCAGUUUUGCUGGCUGCUUCACUCAGUUUGCAAUAUUCCUGGGGGCAACAGAGUUUUCCCUUCUGGCCACCAUGUCCUAUGACCGCUAUGUGGCCAUCUGCAAACCCCUGCAUUACCUGACCAUCAUGAGCAGCAGAGUCUGCAUCCAGCUGGUCCUCUGCUCUUGGCUGUCUGGGUUAAUGGUUAUUAUACCACUGAUCUCUCUGAUGAGUCAGCAGGACUUUUGUGCAUCCAAUAGGCUGAAUCAUUAUUACUGUGACUAUGAGUCCCUUCGGAAACUCUCCUGUUCAGACACAAGCCUCACUGAGAAGGUUGCUUUUCUUGUAGCAUCUGUGACCCUAGUGGUCACUCUGGUACUAGUGAUUCUCUCUUAUAUGUUCAUAAUCAGGAGUAUUCUGAAGCUCCCCUCUGCCCAGCAAAGGACAAAAGCCUUUUCCACUUGUUCUUCCCAUAUGACUGUUAUCUCCCUCUCUCAUGGAAGCUGCUUCUUCACAUACGUAAAGCCCUCAGCAAAAGAAAAGAACACAUUCAACAAGGGAGUAGCUCUACUCAUUACUUCAGUCGCACCGUUGUUGAAACCCUUCAUUUACAUAAGGAACCAAAAGGUAAAACAAGCCUUCAAGGACAUAGUCAAAAAACUUGUGAAUCUUUUAAGAAUUUCAGAAUUAAUGCCUUAA
Ailuropoda melanoleuca (giant panda) is the source of this 942-nucleotide messenger RNA. RefSeq names its product olfactory receptor 2AP1-like. The record is from RefSeq and is a predicted model, not a curated record. Gene Ontology annotation, cellular component: membrane. Lineage: Eukaryota; Metazoa; Chordata; Mammalia; Carnivora; Ursidae. Gene Ontology annotation, biological process: G protein-coupled receptor signaling pathway. Gene Ontology annotation, molecular function: G protein-coupled receptor activity; olfactory receptor activity.